Caenorhabditis sp. 36 PRJEB53466 is the source of this 8107-nucleotide messenger RNA. NCBI's taxonomy places the organism in Eukaryota, Metazoa, Nematoda, Chromadorea, Rhabditida, Rhabditidae. The record is from the annotation of a GenBank genome assembly.
AUGAGCAACGAUGGAAGGUGUCGGAAGCGACUCGUUGCUGCUGUCGUCUGCUUCCUUUCAUUCGCACAGGUCAGUCAGUCCCCCUCGAACCCCUUUACAAACUAGAAAAUGUGUUUCAGACUGUCUACACAGCCUCAAAACCGCCUCCAGAAGCAAAAUUAACAGACGUGGAACUGACGUGCCCGGACGAUUGGAUCCGUCACGGCACGAAGUGCUAUCUCCCACUGAACAUUUAUCAGAGUUGGCCGUUCGCGCUCACAACCUGUCAGAGAUAUGGGUCAACCCUCGCAAAGAUCCAAACGAGCUCAGAAAAUCAGUUCAUCGCUUCUCUUCUUUCGAAACCCGGAAAACCGACGGAAGUGAAGGAAUAUUGGAUUGGACUGACAGUCGAAGUGACCGAUGAUGACGAGCUGUUCGUGUGGUCGGACGGUACGCCUACAAGCAGAUACGUUGGAUUCUGGAGACAGGACCAGCCCAACUUCAUAAAUGGAUCAUGUGCUCUUGGAAAAGUGGACAGAAAGGAAUUGGAGUGGAGACUGGAAACGUGUAAUUUGCUGCGAAAGUUCGUGUGCGAACGGCCUGCUUGUGUGCAGGAAUCGUACUUCUGCUCUUCCGGAAGCUGCAUUUCUGAAUCCAAAAAGUGCAACGGACACAAUGAUUGCGACGACGGAAGCGACGAGCAGAACUGUCCGUCGGCCUUCCAACCGGCAUGUCGCACUUACGAGAAAGGGGAGAGCGGUCAGCUGACUUCUCCCAAUUACCCGAAUGUCUACGAUCCGAAUUUGAACUGUCGACACGUGAUCGAAGGACCUGCUAGCUCCAGAAUCGAACUGACCAUUGAGCAUUUCGACACGGAGCCAGACUUUGACAUCCUCACAGUUCUUGACGGAGGACCAGCUGAGAACAGCACAACCGGUGAGUUCGUCCAGAGUUCAUUCGAGCAUGUUGCCAUUUGCAGUCAUAAAACGCCUUUCCGGCUCACUGGACACUAUCCAAACAAUAACCUCGGCGACAAACAUGAUGAUUGUUCAAUUCCGGACUGACGCCCAAUCGAAUUCUAGAGGAUGGCAACUCAAGUGGAGAGCUGGUUAGUUAUUCGGUUCGAAGCGAUCUGAAGUGUAACUAUUGCAGUUCCAUUCAACUGCGGAGGCCAUUUUACUGCUCAAGCCUAUGUGCAAUCGUUUGUUUCUCCCGGUUACCCGAAGACGUUCGCUAAUGGAGCAGAAUGCGUUUGGACGUUGGAAACAAUUCCUGGACAAGUUGUCUCUCUAAUUGUGGGUUUCUAUGAUCAUUAAACCAAACUGUUUCCGUUAUCCUUCCAGUUUGACGACUUCUCCAUGGGCUCAGACGACAGUCUGAUUGUCUACGACGGUCCAUCUCCAGCAGCCACAGUUCUCGCAGCGUGAGUGAACACUUUCUGUUUUGCAUUCUUCCAAUCCAACCCAUUCCAGCGUUUCUGGCAACUUGACCACAAAGAAGUACAUGACUUCAUCCACCAACAUGGUCUACGUCUACAUGAUGACUCGCACAGUCUCGAAUUCACGCGGCUUCUCCAUCUCUUACAAGCGUGGUUGCGAUAUUACAGUGAGCGAUUCGCACGGAGAGAUAAUAUCACCAGGAUACUUGAAAACUGCCUAUCCGAAUGACGUCACAUGCAUUUACACAAUCGAGAACGAAGACAUGAAGACCGACCGCAGUCUCAGUCUGAUUCCGAACCGAUUUGACCUGGCCGACGAUGACUCUGUGAAGGUAUUCGAGAAUUCCGUGAAAGGGAAAGUUCUGCACGAGAAUGAAGGAUUCUCUUCGAAAUUAAAACCGGAAAAGCAGAUAGACUCUCAAGCAAACCGACUGCAAGUUGUGUUCAAAUCGAGUGCUUCCAGAACUGCAAUGGGAUUCAAUUUCACUUAUUCCAUCGGUAUCUUGAAAACAACAACAUGUAAUCCAUACAUUCCUCAAUUGCAGACUGUCCUCCGUUGGCUUCCAUGCCCAUGGUGACAUUGUCCACGAGGGACCGUUCGGUCAAUACAAAAGUCACAGUUUCCUGCCCUAUUGGUUUUGAAUUCGCAUCUGGAGAGGGUCUCUCGAAGAACAUUGAAUGCCUGAUUGGCGGAAAAUGGUCACAUUCCAUCAUUUCCACGUGCCAACGUAAUUGCCCACUUUCUUUUUCUGUUAUUCACUUCUUUCUCAUUGCAGCUAUCUACUGCGGUCCAGUUCCGCAAAUCUUGAACGGAUUCGCUGCUUCGGCUACUAAUGUGAGCUUUGGAGGACAAGCCAAGUACUCGUGCUACAAAGGAUUCUUCUUCGCCAGUGGCAAGGACGUGGAAACGGUUUAUUGCGGAGAAGGAGGCAAGUGGAGUGCACCUCCGCAGUGCAAGGCUGCCACGUGUCAACCACUCACCCAGAUCACAAACGGAGAUCGGCGUCUGGAGUUCGGAGACGGCACCGGAUACGGAAGUGUUUUCCGAUUCGAAUGCCACUCUGGAUACAGACGAGAAGGCGUCGAGUCCCUUCUGUGCAAGGCCGACGGCACUUGGUCGUCCAAGCAGCCCACGUGUACUAGUGAGUUCUGAAUGGGGCAGAGAACGGGAAUAAAAGUGUACUAUUGCAGAGGUGGCAUGCACGAAUAUCCCCAAAGUUCCGAAUGCCAAUAUUGAAGUUCCCGAUCGGUUCUUAUUCGGUGACGUGGCACGAGUUGUCUGCAACUCUGGAUUCACUAUCGACGGACCUGAAGAGGUGAAGCGGCCCUCGUCCCGUGAACUGUCGGCUGCUGUUUUAGCCGGCCGCGGCACGCUCCCCAGGCCUUUUUCUUCUGAUGCGUGUUGCUACAGAUUUAUCUUAUUCAUUGUCAUAGUGAAUGCGUUCAUUAUGAUGUAAACUAACAAAGAGACACAAAAAGCACGCACGAGUAGCCAUUUUUCGAAAAAAAAAACUAUUUUUUAGUGACCUAUAGACGUUUUUGCGAGUUUCUUGUUGCUCUUUGUUAGUGUUGAUCACAAUGAACGCAUUCACUGUGACAAUGAAUAAGAUGAAUCAGUAUUUCUCCGGCGGCACGCAUCUUAAGUCCCUGGACCGCUGCAUCUAAGCAUUCGUGGACGACCGGCUGCCGUUCGGCCAUGUUUCGGCACCAGAAGUAAACCGGUCGGGACCAACUUUUUUUGCUGUUCUUUUUUUUCAAAGAAAGCUUUAAAAAAUUUAGAAAAAAAGUACAUUGUACUUUCCAGUUUUUGAGAAAAAUCCGAAAAGCCGGUUUUGGCCAAGCAGAACGGCGAUGGCGGCGGAGGCCAGGGACUAGAAACUUCCGCGCGACCCCCAGGAAAAAUCACCGUUAACAAUCUUCUCAUUCUUAUCAGUUUCUAUUAGAUCCGCUGUCUUGCCAAUCAAACAGUUUCCUCCACUCCCUCGUGCAUUGACGUGGACGAGUGCUCUUCUGGAAUCAGCCAAUGUCAAUCUCUCGGAACGAAGUGUGUCAACCUUCCAGGGUCCUACAUGUGCCAGUGCCUCGGCGGUUAUCAACCGCAACUGAGUAAGUUAUUCUAAUUCUACAUCUCGCCCGGAAAAGCAUUUUUAGUGUGCGUGGAAGCGAGUUCAAUCAGCGUACAAUCUGCAAACAAUUGGUGCAUUUCGGAGAGUGAUAAACAACACAAAACGACAGUCGUCAAGUUCGCCAUUCCGAUGAUUGUGGAAAAGAUUAGGUUCGGUGUCACGAAAUGUUGGUUCAAACGCAAACAGUAUACGAUUACAGGUUCGGGAAUACUCAAAAAGGAAAGAUAACGAAGAUAAGUGUGAAGUACAGCGAAUCGGAGAAAACGAGAAACAAGAAACUGAUAAUUGACAAUGAAUCGGUUUUCGCAUUAGACGAGGAGAACAUUGUCACGUUGCCGAUGGCCAUUGAGGCGCAAGUACUGGAGAUUGAAGUGAUCCUCAUGGAAGGAUCUCCGUGCGUCGAAGUGGAAGCUCUCGGCUGCCAGCGGACCUCCUGCGCAGACAUCAACGAAUGCCUCAAGAACAACGGUCACUGUGAUCAUAUCUGCAUCAAUACACAGGGAACGUACAAGGUGCAUUACCGCGCAUUCAUUUAGAAAACAAUUAUACUUUUCAGUGUGCUUGCCGCAACGGAUACGAUCUUUUCGUCGAGAACGGACAAUCCGGGAGAAACGUUUCGAUCGGAGAAACCGGAAACAAUGAGAACGAUUUCAUUCGCUUCAACAAGACCUGUGUGCCACGGCAAUGCGAUAACAUAUCUUCGCCGGAAAAUGGAAAGUUACUGUCGACUGCCAGCCAGUUCCAGUACCCAAUGGUCGUGCAAUUCCAAUGCGACUUCGGCUAUCAAAUGAUGGGCCCGGACUACAUCCAGUGCCUUGCGGACGGAACUUGGAAUGGAACAGAACCGUUCUGCCUGCGUAAGUACAGUUUGUUACUAGUUUUCAUUGAUGAAAAGGAUUUCAGCCGCCACGUGUCAAGGAAUCGAAACUUCGAACAAGGCGGAUGGUCUUGAUGUGAGCCCGAACAAUUCGACCAUCUCGUUCGGCCGCAACGUUAGUCUCUCUUGCACUCUCCCCGACCGUCCCGGACGCACUUCUUCUCUUUCUUCCUACCGCCAGUGCAUCUUCGAUCCAAAAGAGGACGGAAGGGAUUAUUGGCUCUCCGGCCCGACGCCCGAAUGCUCUUACAUCGAGUGUCCGGCUCCUCCAACUAUGCCAGGAGCAGUUUACAUCGGUGAUCUGGGAGACAGAAAAAUGGGAUCUGUCCUGGAAUUCACGUGCCGUCAACCGUAUACUGUGGUCGGAAGAUCUUCUGCUGGUGAUCAGACGAUUAAAUGUUCGUCAGAUGCCAGUUGGGAUCUUGGUGAUUUGAGAUGUGAAGGACCCGUUUGCGUGGACCCAGGAUAUCCUCACGACGGACAUGUCGACCUGACAUCUGUGGAAGAAGGAGCAAUUGCAAAGUUUUCCUGCAAGAGAUCUGGAUACGUUCCGUUCCCGACGGACACCCUUCAGUGUACUCUCGGAGCAUCCUGUGUGCUCUCCGAAGACGUUGGAAUCACCUCAGAAUUCGUGCCAGACGGAGCGUUCUCUGAUAAUUCGGACGCUACGAUUCAGGGAUAUGAACCACAUAAUGCACGGAUGGGAUCCUCUGGAUGGUGCGGAGGCAAGGAACAGUACAUCUUCUUGAGUGUUGAUCUUCAGAGGUGAGCCUAUUGACUUAUGACUCAAGGGUUUUGGAACUUGGUUUCAGAGUAUACACCCUGACGACGCUCCGAGUUGCUGGAGUUGCAGGAAGUGGACACCUGAAAGGACACGUCACAAAGUUCCAACUCUUCUAUAAAACGCAGUUCUCAAAGAAGUACGAGCUGUACCCAGUUGAUUUCGAGUCCCCAGCCGGGAACCACAAUGCAAUGCAUCAUUUCGACCUGAAAUACUCUCUCCGCGCUCGCUACAUUCUGUUCGGUAUCACUGAAUACGAGGGUAAUCCGUGCAUGAAAUUCGAUAUGAUGGGCUGUGUUGCCCCGGUUUCUGUUGCUCAUGAAGUGGAUAACCAUCUGCUCAUCGGAUGGAAUGGAUCCGUUCCCCAGUGCGUCGAUAUGGAACCUCCCAAGUUUGAGAACUGCCCCACUGAGGAGAUCUUUGCCAAGGUCGACGAAAAUGGACAGUUGAAGGCAGUGGAGUUUGUGGAGCCAGUGGCCAGUGACAACAGCGGAAAAGUGAGGAAAUAAAGAGGGUCAAUUUAUAUUGAAUCAUUUUUUGUAGGUUGCAUACACACAAGUGGAACCCCUCGGAAUGCGCAGUGGUCUAAUGAUCACUUCUGACGUGGAUAUCACUUACACAGCAUACGACAGUGCCGGAAACACUGCCGUUUGCACCCUGAGAAUCAGAAUACCAGACACUCAACCACCUGUUAUGAAGUGCCCCGAUUCCUACACGAUUCCAGUGGGAAACAGCACAAAGCACGUAGUGUUCGACAUGACCACAGUUGAUUUGGUGCUCCAUGAUACCUCAAACAUUUCUGAAAUCACCUUCUCUCCAUCUGAAGCAACUUUGAAGGUCGGAGACUUUGUGGAAGUGACGGCUAAGGCUGAAGAUGAGAACGGCAACAGGAAUAGUUGCAAGUUCCAGGUGGCUUAUGCUCGUUAGUUACACCUAUAUUUGUCCUUCCCUGAAAGUUAACAUUUCAGCAGAAGCAUGCUCUCCGGCUUCUCUCGCCGCUUCCAACCACGUCGUCAAGAACUGUGUCCACGAGGAUGCAGCUGUUAUCUGCAGCGUUGGAUGCGCGGACGGCUACCGAUACGUGGAUCCUACUCAAACAGCGCAGAACUUUGUGUGUAAAGACGGAAGAUGGUCCCCGAGAAGCAAUGCUCCAGCAUGUGUUUCAAUUCGUAAGAACUCAAAAACACUAGAUCUGAACUUCACUCAUCUUGAUCUCUUUUCAGCCCAAGAUCCGGCUGGUUUCCAUGUCAACGUCGGCAUCAACUACCCCAUUUCCUCUCCUGUUCCUGAUCACUGCCUUGAGGUAAUCGCAUAUCUCACUCAACAUUUCAAACUUUUCACUACUCAGGGUUACGCGAAACUCGCCGCCAAAUCGUUUGACGAUCUUGACAAAGUGCUCAGCGAGCGGUGCUCUUCGUCGGUUCAAGUGUUUGUCCGUAUGCUCAAAUUGGACUUCAGCAACCAAAAUGGACAGGUGAAACGAAAUUUGAAAGCUUUAAAAACAAACAAAUCAUAAUUUAGUUGACUGGAAAUUACACAGUCCAAGUUCUUCCGUCCGUCCAACAGAGUGUGUUCUAUGACUUGUGCGGACUUACUCUCAGAACCAUCUUUGACUUACGAAUUCCUGGAGCCACGCAACCGAUUCAAGCUCUUCUCAAAUUGGAGGGCGAUUCAAUCGCUUCACAAUCCGUGGGAUGUCCGACAGUGUCGGCUGCUGGAUCCAGUUUCCUUCAAGGAUUUGCGUGCCCGACUGGACAAGUUCUGAGACAGGAACAGAAGGAUAAACUCCCCGAGUGCAGUAAGUUUUUUGCUUGGUUGCUCAUCUGCUCAUCUCUCUUUUCAGUGGCAUGCCCAUCGGGCUCAGUUAACGUCAACAACACAUGCGCAUUGUGUCCGCGUGGAUCAUUCCAAGACGAAUACGGUCAAACCGCAUGCAAACCGUGCCCUGAUGGAACUUAUACUCUCGAUGAAGGAUCUCAGUCCAUGGGAAGCUGUCUCGCUACUUGCGGCUACGGACUGCACAGUUCCACCGGACUCAUUCCUUGCCAACUCUGUCCGCGACACACAUUCUCUGGACCUGCCCCUGUCGGUGGAUUCAAAGAGUGCGAAGCGUGCCCUUCUGGAGCGUACACUGCAAAGUUGGGAGCUUCAUCCGCCACCGAGUGCCGACUCGCUUGCAAGGCUGGCUCGUACAGUAACUCUGGACUAGAGCCCUGCUCUCUUUGCCCCGUCAACUUUUAUCAGCCUACAGUUGGACAACAGAGCUGCAUCGAAUGCUCCAACAGCACCGCCACCCAAGGUCCAGGAGAGGCUGCCGAGGCCUCGUGUUUCCCUAUUGAUUGCUCUGCUAAAAUGUGCGAGAACAAUGCGGAAUGCUCCGUUUUCAUGCACCGUGCUCUAUGCCAGUGCAAGCCGGGAUACGUGGGAGAUCGUUGCGAGACCAUCGAAGACGUCUGUGCCACGCAGCCUUGCUACAACGGUGGAAAAUGUGAACAGAUCGGAACAACGUACAAAUGCUCGUGCCCCAAAAUGUUCACUGGUGCUCGUUGCCAGUUCGAAACGGAUGAAUGCGUCGGUGUGGCGUGCCCGAACGGAGGAGUGUGCCACGAUCUGCCGGGAGUCAAGUCGACGACUUGUUUGUGCAGGUGAGCAAGCAAGCCUGUGAAUAUCCGAGCAUAAUCUUCUAUUUCAGGACUGGCUUUGCUGGGCCGCAGUGCGAGGAAGUGACGGAUAUCUGCUCGACGAACAACCCGUGUCGGAAUGGAGCGAGAUGUAUUGGAGAAAAGUUGGGACGGUUCAAGUGCCAGUGCGUUCCCGGAUGGGAUGGUCCCACUUGCGCUCACAACAUCGGUAAGUCCUCGCCAUACAUUCUGGAAAUAUCUCUGGGAGUGUCAUGGCUCAUCUAA